Nymphaea colorata (pocket water lily) is the source of this 2097-nucleotide messenger RNA. RefSeq lists its product as uncharacterized. The transcript has a single exon. The coding region runs from base 1 to 2097 and encodes 698 amino acids. The record is from RefSeq and is a predicted model, not a curated record. NCBI's taxonomy places the organism in Eukaryota, Viridiplantae, Streptophyta, Magnoliopsida, Nymphaeales, Nymphaeaceae.
AUGACCACGCCAUCGCCGGUCAACGGUGCCUGUGGGUGUCCGGUCGGCUCAGUCUGGGCCUCCAACAGUACCUUCACAGGGUGUCUCCCCUGCUCAGACACAUCGGUCUCCCAGGCUCAGUGUCUUUCUCCCCAAUGCGCGACAUUCGUUUGGUCCAUUUUCGGAAAGGCGAAGUUCUGCACUUCCUGCGCGCUUCUCGGAGGCACAGUCAGACCCAACAACACCUGCAUCUGCGCCAACGGCUCCUACUGGGACAGCGCCACCAGCUACUGCUACGACUGCGCCAGCGCUACUGCUGUCUUCUGCGGGAAGAUGGCGUCCUGCAGCCAGUACUACCUCGACUCCAAGCAGACCUGCCAGCCGUGCGGCAGCACUACCACCACUAGAGUUUCUGCCACUCCUCAAACGGUCUGCACUUGUGCAAGUGGAUUUUCGUGGUCCGCGUCCAGCGCCUCCUGCAUAAAAAGCACCUGCACCAGUUCGCAGUAUAAUAUGAACGGGGUCUGCACCGAGUGCCCCACCCUCAACGUCCUGCAGAGCAGCAAGAAGUCAGUCGCCAAUGGCAGCGUGUGCGUCUGCUUGAGCAACUAUCAGUUCUUUUCUUCGGGAGGCACUUACGUGUGCGGCUGCGAUGCUACUUUAGGAUCGUUCGACCUAGGAAACCAAGCUGGCUGUACCACCUGUCAGAAGAUAGCUGGCGCUGUCUCCUUCGACCCUGCACUCAGCCAGUGCAAGUGCAUCGCAGGUUCUUCUUGGGACUCGCCUAGUUCGAGUUGCAAGUGCAGUACUGCCAAUAGUUACUUUAAGUUCGGAACUCUCUGCACCUCCUGCACAGACCCAUCCGUAAAUGGACUUUUGGUGAGUCCGUCGGAUGCCACUGCCUGCACCUGCGAUACUCUGUUCGUCUGGAGUGCUACGCUUUCGCAGUGCAUCUGCAAGACUGCUGGCCAGUACUACAACACUGCCUCCAAGAGCUGCAAGGCCUGCACCUCCUCCACGAUUGUGAACUUCAACCAGUGCAAGUGCGGCGCCAACCAGUAUUGGGACCCCAUCGGCCAAAACUGUGUCUGCACCAGCGGCAGUAUCAGCAUUAACCUCGGGUGCCUGUCCUGCACGCUAAUACCCUUCGGAGUGGCUCCAUCCCCUGACGGGAAGAGCUGCACUUGUCAGACCAACUGGGUCUGGAACAGCACCAAAAACGCCUGCGUCUGCAAGGCCAACUUCAAUUGCGACUGUUCUUCCCUCCCGGACACAGGCUUCUCUGCUACAAGUCUGGGCUGCGUCCCCUGCAGCACUCUUGACGCAGCUAAUGCUCUGAGCACAUGGCCAGCUGGACAGACCCAGUGCGGCUGCAACAGCAUCAAGUACGUCUGGCAACUCUCCACGAGCAAGUGUGUAUGCAACAACAACAAUGCCAGCGUUCCUGCGAUUCUGGUUGGCACUACCUGCGUGCUGUGCGACCGGGCCGUUAGCUCAAUCGGCAGCAUCAACGGAAGUAUUCCCUCCUCUUCCUGCCGCUGCUUCCCCAACUACCUAUGGACGGCCACAAAGUUCAGGUGCACCUACAACACGAAGGGCACAGGAGUGGUCAACCUCGCCAUCUCUGGAGGACCCACUGACAAGACUUGCAGUGCGAUACUCACUGCCGCUGUGAGUGCGUCCGCCGUCGACAACUUUAACUGCCUCUGCGUGUCCAAGACUUCCAUAUUCAACGACCUGACUGGAAAGUGCGUUUCAUGCGGAACUCUGGGUUCCCUGAACAGCGUGACAUGCAAGUGCGCGACUGGCCAGGCCUGGAGCAUCCUGAUGAUGAAGUGCAUCAGCUCUUCGCCUCCCGGUGGACUGUACGACAACCCCUCCUACGCCAAGUGCGUGCAGACCGUCGGCCUCGCCAGCGCCAACCUCCUCGCCUUCACCUUCACCUCCGCCGACAGCAACCAGGUCAUCGUCUCCGGAGAGAGUGACUUCGCCGCCCUUGCGAAUCAGUCCCCGCUCUACGCUCCCUUCGCAGCCUUCAAGUGCGACUGCGCCGCCGGCUACGGCUGGAACUCAGCCAGGAGGAGAUGCUACUCCGUUGCUCUCACCAACACAUAUUGA